UAGGGAAUUAAUUUCAUAAAAUUUUAUUUAUUUAAAACUAUUAAAACUAUUAGAGCACUUUUUUUUCCCACCCAGAAUUAUUAACAAAUAAAAUGGCUAUUAUAAAGAAAAUUGAGUGUCAAGUUUGUUUUGAAUUUUGUUCAAAAUCUUCAUUCCCUAAAAUUACCUCUAAUUGCAAUCAUAAAUUAAAUAUUUGUAAAUCAUGUGUUAGCAAGCAUAUUGCAUCUCAAUUAGACAGUAAAAUAGAAAGAAUUAAUUGUCCAUUUGAUAGAUGUGAUCGAAAAUUUAAUAAUGAUGAUAUAAAAAAUAUUAGCGAAGAGUUAUUUGAAAGAUUUGAUAUUUUAAUUCUUCGUCAAACAUUGAGCAAAAUGCCAGAAUUUAGAUGGUGUAAAAAUCCCAAAUGUGAAUCUGGUCAAAUUCACUUUGAAGAAGAUGAUGCACCUAUAAUGACGUGCCAAGCUUGUGGUCAAAAAUCAUGUUAUACUCAUGAUAUUCCUUGGCAUGAAGAUUUAUCUUGUUCUAAUUAUGAGGUAAAUAAACAAGGUAAUGACGAAGAAACUCAAGAUUUACUCGAGAAAGAAACCAAACCAUGUCCAAAAUGUGGAAUAAGAAUCACUAAGGACGAAGGGUGUGAUCAUAUGACUUGCAGUAUUAGGACCUGUGAACACGAAUUUUGUUGGUUGUGUUUUGCUGAUUAUGAAGAGAUUAGACAACAUGGAAAUACGUCUCAUGAACCUACGUGCAAAUUUUAUGCUUAAAAUGUAAAAGUAUAUAAUAAAUAGUUAUUGGAUGGGGGAAGGAGAUAUCGGUCCUCGACGAUAUCCCCCAUCCAAUAACUGAGUUAUAGUUCGGUCAUUAGGAAUACUGCGGCGACUUAUAGGAAUUAAUGCUACUAAUAACGAUUUCAAUAUUGGUUAAAAUCCCGCAUAUUCCUAAUCGACUGAACAAAGUAUAUAAUUAAUUAAUUAUUAUUUAUUAAAUACUGUAAAUUAAACUUAAAUAAAUCAGUUCUAUAUGUUUGUGU
Molecule: messenger RNA, 1024 nt
Organism: Rhizophagus irregularis DAOM 181602=DAOM 197198
Lineage: Eukaryota; Fungi; Glomeromycota; Glomeromycetes; Glomerales; Glomeraceae
Biological process (GO): ubiquitin-dependent protein catabolic process; positive regulation of proteasomal ubiquitin-dependent protein catabolic process; protein polyubiquitination
Cellular component (GO): ubiquitin ligase complex; cytoplasm
Molecular function (GO): ubiquitin protein ligase activity; ubiquitin conjugating enzyme binding; zinc ion binding
Source: RefSeq, a predicted model, not a curated record